UACACACAAAUAUGUCAGCUUGUGCUGAAAUAUUAUAAGCUACCUUUGACUAUUUUGAUGCAAAAUCACUUUAAAAAUAUAACAUCGUGCACGUGUAAUUCGAAAUUAUAUACAUUUCGGAAGCUAUUUUGUCUGCCUUUGCCUGCUUCUUUAUGCAUUUCGAGCGAUCUUUCACGAACAAUGAUCUUCCAUUAUUCUUUGUUCGGAAACUUUUCUGGACAGUCUGGCGAUUUUCGCACUGUUGUACUGGUGCACCGCACUUUUCCCCAUUAUCUUGCAUUUUUAAAGUAAAUCACCCACAAUAACAGCAAGAGGCGGUUUUCCUGUUUCCUGAAGUCACCAAGUAGCACUCGUUCGAAGCCUGCAAUCAUCGUUCGAUCGUUGCAACUUUUUCCUGCAUUCUUAAGAACAUGACGAAAAUACAUGGUUAGCGUUUGCGAUUGGUCGGCGGAUGUCAAGGUGGGGUCGCAUCCGAUCUUUAUGUUAAUAUUUCGAAGCGUUUCCUCCGGCGAACGUGCAGCCGUCACGCACAAAGCUUUGUCAGGAACGUUUGCUCAGUUCGUUCGGUCCGUCGACGAAGCGAAUUUUGCGAUGAUACCGAUCAGCACCGUCAGUCGUCCGGUCGAAAUCGGUCUCCGUCUUACCGGGAUAUGGCCGAAUUCCUGUAUCUUCUUCAGGCUAAUCUGGUCGGCGGUGAUGGGAACAGGAUUGAUCUUCCAGUAUCACUAUCUCCUGACGCACUUCAGCACGAAGGAGCUGCCCAAUCUGAUAGACGGCUUAAGCACCACCUUGCCGUACAGUCUGCUCUUUUUCAAGCUGAUUGUCCUGUGGGUUAAUAACCGGUAUGCAUUUCUUUCCUUCUUGCAUUGCAGAAUAUUCAUCAGUAUCCUGACUGCGAUGUCCGAGGACUGGUACGAGUACUCCAGCAUGCAGGCCAUGAUCAACAAAGGGAUCAUCGCGCACCGUUGUUCGAAAUUGAUCAUCGGCGUUUACUCGACGGCGGUGUUACUUUACAGCACCGCGAGCGUCAGUUUUCGCAGGCAGGCUGGCGACGAUUGUCGUGAGCUGCUUAUAAAGAUGGAAUUGCCUUUCGUUUUCUGCGAAUCGCCGAUUUAUGAGAUCGUGAUAUGCGUGCAAUUCGUUCAUCUAAUGGCGGUUGCCUCCUCCAUAGGUAUGCUCGACGCAUUAAUCGUUACGCUGAUGCUGCAUAUUGGUGGACAAAUAGAUAUUAUGCAUCAGCAGUUGGAAAAAAUCUGCCCUACGGAUAAUGAGCGCGAUUUAUCCACUGCUAUUAUGAAAUCCUUAAUCAAUAAACACCAAAAAAUUAUUUCUUUCUCGGAGAACAUCGAGAGUCUCUUCAGUCACAUCGCACUGAUGCAAUUUUUCUCGAAUACGCUGAUCAUAUGUUGCAUCGGAUUCCUCAUAGUAACUUCGUUAGGUACAGACGAAGGCAUCAGGAUGUUAGUAAAAACCGUGUUUUUCUACAUAGCCAUCACUCUGGAGGCAUUUAUCUUCUGUUUCGCCGGUGAAUAUCUUAGCAAUAAAAGCAAAAUGGUCGGCGAUGCGGCAUAUGAAUCACUUUGGUAUACUUUCAAGCCUCGGGAUUGCCGUACUCUGCUGUUAGUGAUAAUGAGAUCGCAAAAACGACUGACGAUCAGCGCGGGGAAGUUCAUGGAUUUAUCCCUGGAAGGAUUCACAACCAUCCUUCAUACGAGCGGUCAAAUAGAUAUUUUGUGCGACGCAUUGGAGGAAAUCUCUCCCGAAAAGAACGAUCAUCGUCUAGCCGUCGCCAUCACGAAGGAACUGAUCGGCAAGCAUCAAAAAAUUAUUAUCUUCUCGAAUAAGAUCGAAAAAAUUUUUUGUUACAUCGCAUUAAUACAAUUCAUGUCGAGCACUCUGGUGACCUGCUGCUUAGGAUUUAUGAUCGUAACAUCGAUUGGCACGAUGGAAGACUCCGAUUCGGUCGAUAGCUCGGCGUUGAUGAAAGCUAUAGUGUUUUACAUGGCUGUUACGGUAGAGGCGUUUAUCUUCUGCUUUUCCGGGGAAUACCUCAGUGCCAAGAGCAAAAUGAUCGGCGAUGCAGCGUACAAGUCAAUUUGGUACAAUUUGAAUCCCAACGAGAGCAAACUCAUCCUGCUUAUAAUGUUGAGAUCGCAAAGGAGGCUUACUAUCACAGCCGGAAAGAUUAUGGACUUGUCGCUAGAGGCAUUCACGAGCAUCAUAAAGGCCUCUGUUUCGUAUGUGUCAGUACUGCAUGCGAUGUAUUGAAGUUCGAAGACGAAUCAUCGUAUCUAGAUGUCUGUUAUAUGCAACGAAAAAUAUUGAUUUGUUAGGAUUUUUUCUGUCGGUUCUUUUUUAUCUGCAUUUAUUCCAGAUCCAU
Molecule: messenger RNA, 2380 nt
Organism: Linepithema humile (Argentine ant)
Lineage: Eukaryota; Metazoa; Arthropoda; Insecta; Hymenoptera; Formicidae
Product: odorant receptor 13a-like
Biological process (GO): sensory perception of smell; detection of chemical stimulus involved in sensory perception of smell
Cellular component (GO): plasma membrane
Molecular function (GO): olfactory receptor activity; odorant binding
Source: RefSeq, a predicted model, not a curated record